Molecule: messenger RNA, 2237 nt
Organism: Pangasianodon hypophthalmus (striped catfish)
Lineage: Eukaryota; Metazoa; Chordata; Actinopteri; Siluriformes; Pangasiidae
Gene: lasp1
Product: LIM and SH3 protein 1
Exons: 7
Coding region: 201-902 (233 amino acids)
Cellular component (GO): focal adhesion
Molecular function (GO): actin filament binding
Source: RefSeq, a predicted model, not a curated record
CGGUGUCGUGCCCGCGCUUCCGCGCGCGUCUGCUCGCUCGGUGACAGACAGCGGUGCAAAACAUCACAAGCCGCCGCCUGCACUGGAUUUCUUGCUCAGAUACCUGCCCGAUUCUCACGCAUAUAAUAACGAAGCAUUAGCCUAGGGCCUCUGUUCUAAUCUUUUUUUCAUUUCAUCUGUCGCGUUAAGAUUGUUUGAAAAUGAAUCCGCUGUGUAGUAGAUGUAACCGAGUCGUGUAUCCUACGGAAAAAGUGAAUUGUCUUGACAAGUUCUGGCAUAAAGGAUGUUUCAGCUGUGAGGUAUGCAAGAUGACUCUAAACAUGAAGAAUUACAAAGGCUUUGAUAAGAAACCAUACUGCAAUGCACACUACCCGAAAACGUCAUUCACGAGUGUUGCCGACACUCCAGAAAACCUACGCCUGAAACAGCAGAGCAAGAUGCAGAGCCAGGUGCUCUACAAGGAGGAGUUUGAGAAGAACAAAGGAAAAGGCUUCAGUGUUGUAGCUGACACACCAGAGUUGCAGAGAAUUAAGAAAACACAAGACCAGAUCAGCAACAUUAAAUAUCAUGAGGAUUUUGAGAAGAGUAAAAUGGGAGGAGAAGUUCACCAUCCACCACCGCAACAAAGCACAACUCCAGCAUAUCAACCCCCAGCUGCAUCGCAGAACUACCACUAUGAGCCAGAACCAGUGCGCCAAGCUGCUGCAGCUCCUCCGCCCAGCUCUGGGAAACGUUACCGGGCAGUGUAUGACUACGCAGCAGCUGAUGAGGACGAAGUGUCAUUCCUCGACGGAGAUGUGAUUGUGGAUGUGCAGCCGAUCGAUGAAGGAUGGAUGUAUGGAAGAGUGGAGCGUACUGGUCAGCAGGGCAUGCUGCCUGCUAAUUAUGUGGAGGCCAUAUGAGAAAGUAAACAAGAAAGGGAUAGAGGGAGAUGGAGAGAAAGGGAAAAUGAGAGAGAGAGAGAGAAAUGGAUAACAGGAGGCCCAGUGCCAUUCCAUAUUUUAAGAGCUAUUUUCUUUUCCUUGUCUGUGCUUUCUUAUUAAUGCGCCUAUGCUGAUAACUCAUACAAAACACAUGCAUACAAAAAUGCACUCCCACAAUUAUAUAGUGUAGACAUACAUACACAUUGUGUAUAGCCAUGUCUUGCUCUACCUGCUCUGUUUCUCUCUGCUCCCUCUUAGCUCUUGCUGUCUGACUGUCUACCUUGUCUUGUUUUUCAGUCUUGGAGAGGUGCUGUCACAAGUGGCACUUAACGUCUUAAUGACACACAUUCACACCCAAACAGACCUCUGAAUUUUUUUCAAGGCUGCUUUAUAGCACUUCGUGAACAGACAACCCUAGCCAUGUCAGUCAUUCCACACUUGCCAUGACAAUGAGAACCUUUUCCUUUUCCUGAACUUUUUGCAGCCUGUCGCUAGUUGUAGCUAUCAUUCUAGCCCAUGUGGCAUCUCAAUGGUUGUGCAGUAGUAAUGAUGCUUGAACAUGAGACUUCUGAUCAUUCCAUUUGUUCCACUGAGUCUUAAAGCGUAUCCAUCAGACCUCAUGGGUAUUGUAGUGAAACUGGAAUACAUGUGUAUAUAAAAAGAUCCUCUUACUGUGGCAUCGGUUUGUGUAUGGGUGUAGCGUGACUGGUGACCCUGCUCACAAGGCAGUGUUUUCAUCAUCUCCUUCAUAUGUAACACUUCAUUUCUGUGCUUUCAUAUAAAACAUAUAUGUUCUAGUCUAUUUUUUUUUUUUGCUGCACAGACUUACUAUGUAAAGGUAAAGCGGUGUUCUCUACUCUUCAUAAAAGCAAAAAGUAGACCCAUAGCACUCACCACUUACCUGAGAGCAGAACUGGAGAACCAGUGAGAGGGAAGGAGGAAGCACAAUUCUGUGGACCAUUUUAGUGGGUUUUUUGUCUCGACACCGAUUAAGCCUAGUCCUGGACUAAAUAUCACUGUUAACUUCCUUGUGAAAAAUGCUUUAGAUUCGUAGACUAUGCUAAAUCUGUGCCUAAGAACUAUCCCUAUAUAUGUUUUAACUUUUUCUUUUAGUUUUGUUCAGGAACAUUCCAUGUGCAUUGUAUGAUAAUGUAUCUCAGCAUGUACCUCUGCACUAUUCUUUAUGAAGUUAUUGGGUUUUUGCCCCUCUCAUCAUUUGCUUAUUCUCAUUACCUUGUUCGUAUUGUAUGAGCCGGAUUUGUAAUGUCAGUUAAUCAAUAUCAGUGGAAUAAAACAGAUCUAUUUGUAUAUCAA